Molecule: messenger RNA, 1024 nt
Organism: Zea mays
Lineage: Eukaryota; Viridiplantae; Streptophyta; Magnoliopsida; Poales; Poaceae
Exons: 6
Coding region: 119-607 (162 amino acids)
Source: RefSeq, a predicted model, not a curated record
CAGAACGCCACGAGGCGAGCAGUCUCGAGUGAUCCCCCCUGUAGUCCCCGGCCCCGUCUCUCCGCCGCCGCCUGCAACCGCUUCACGUGCCCCUCGCAGGUCCCCUUUCCGACCCCAAAUGGAGCCGAAGAAAUCCUCCGUCCAGCGCCAGCCCCACGCCAUGGAGCCCAACAAGUCCUCUCCAUGCGGCGCCACCGCCACCGCUCCCGCCGCCACCACCGAAGCCGAGUCCCCGUUGUGCAGCUUGUUCUACCCGCCGGCGCCGGCGCCGACCGCGGCAAAUGGGAAAGAUUCGGACUUGUACAGCAUUCUUUACAAAGGGCAGAGCGGGAGCGCACAAGCUGGCGUCACAGGUAAUGGUAAACCGCAAUGGGCUCCUUCCAGAAGUCGUGCCGCGAAUGCGAAGGACGGUAAACAUUCACCGCCUUAUGACUCAGUUGAUACGUCGUGUUUUGGAUCGUCUGUGGAUUAUGGUGGUCGAGAUUAUUUCUACGGCAGCUCUACGCCCAAGAAAGUGACAGAAUCCUCCACUGACUACAAAGGGAACAAGAAAGAUCCCGCCGCAGAUUCUCAUGGCGAUUGGUGGCAAGGCUCAUUUUAUUACUAAGAGAACCCGGUGGCCUCUCCUUGGACAACAAGCUGUCCUCAGAAUUAUAUUGGAUUCUGCAUGGCAGGAACAGAAGGAGAUUCUAUUGACAGUUCUUCUGGAACAGAAGAACAGAAAGAGAAAAUAGUAUUGUCGGUGUCAUAGUGAACCCGCUUUCGUUCAGUGGUGGUGCCAUUAUCUAGAAGCAUCAUCUCAGAUGUGCAAGCAAUGAAGCUGUAGGACAGUACGAAUUAGGUCGCAUAAGGGUCCUUGUCCAUUGUACGCCAGUAAUAUGAAGGGUUUGGUGUCUAAUUAUUAGUCAAAUGUCUGUACAGUUGGAUCGUCACUCCAAAGCAAAAAAAAAGUGCUGGAGAAGCGGCGGUGGCUUCACAUUGUACAUUUUUUUUAUCGGAUGGGAUUUGACUGAAGUUUGGAGAC